Molecule: messenger RNA, 1197 nt
Organism: Symbiodinium natans
Lineage: Eukaryota; Dinophyceae; Suessiales; Symbiodiniaceae
Source: the annotation of a GenBank genome assembly
AUGGCAAAGACACGGUUCGUUCAAAGCCGCAAGUUGCAGAGUCGGGUAAAGCUCGUCAUCAAAACCGUCGACGGCUUCCAGGGAAACGAGCAAGACAUCAUUGUCAUCAGCACCUUCGCACUAAGCACGGUACGCUCGAACGACAAUGGCAACAUUGGCUUCGUGAAGGACCAUCGUCGCUUGAAUGUUGCCAUUACGCGAGCGCGGUUCCGCUUGUGGGUGAUCGGGAACAUGCAGACACUGGCCAGAGGGGACGAAGUGUGGAAACAGUUCAUUGACUUCUACAAGUGGCGCAAGUGCCUGCAGGCCAUCCCGACCGCCACCUCCGACCUGGAGCGACGAGUUGACCAAGUGGUGGCGACCAAGAAGUCUCAGAAGGUCGUGGUCCCGACGCCAGCCCCGCCUUCGGCCGACGCCGGCGCAAGCUCCAGCAGCAAAACCUCAAGGGCCGUCGCCUCCCACCGGCCCAUUGUGGGGCCGGAACAGCCGACCUACGUUGCCUCCGCAGUGCGGCGUGCCCUCUCAAGCAAGGACGGCCAGCGCUGGGACUCCCACUUCAUGCAGCAGCUUGUGAACACCAUCUCAGGGCUCUUCGGCUGCAAUCGGUUCUCAAAAGCUGAGCAACGAGCUGCGGCGGUGAAGAAGAUCUCGCAGCUUCUCGAGGGCCAAAGUCGGGUGUGGCCGACGCAGACCCGAUAUUUCGGCCAAAAGAUCCCACUAUGGAAUCUGGCAGUCGAGGAGUUGCAAAUCACCAACACAGCGGUCUUAGUCUACUGGAUCGAGCUGCAUCCAAACCCGAGCGCCCCCAACCAGGUUACUCAGACGGUCAUACUCAACAACAUCGUUCCUGGCGAUGACAGGGCCAAGGCUAAAGACCGUGCAGGGGAGUUCCUGCGAACCUUCUCGGACGAGUACCUGGAACGAGCCAUGGCGCGAUCCAAGAACGACACCGGCAUGGUUGUGCCGCUGACCUGGGAGGCCAACUUCCCGCAGCGACGGUCCUGUGAGGGGGCCGAGGUCCUGGAGCCCGAUACCACGCGCGAUUCUCUGCCUGUGGCAUUGCAGAAGCGCUACGUCAUGGGGCAGACCGAGCUGGACUUCCUUGUCAAGGAAUCCUUGAAGUCAGUGCAGCUCCCCUACCGCCUGGAUGAUGACGACCUCUGCCUGAAUUCAUGGUGGUUGGAGUGCGGGCACUGA